UUAGAAUCACUGUGUUUAUUUUUUAGGGAGUUUUGGGAACGCGGUUCCACAGACGAUGAAAUGGACAAAAUGGAAGCUGGACAUUUAGAGACCAAAACUCUUUUGACAGACAGUAUGAAAAAGAGAAGACGCAAGUCCAGAGCAAUCCCUGAAGCAAACACCAACACCUCAAGUUCUGAUGAGGAUGAGAAUGCAAAACAGACCAGACAUACUAAGAGACCCAAACCCCAAAAAAAGAAACCACGACCGCAAUCGGGAGGGUUUACCAGUGAGGAUGGUAGCAGUGGAGAAUAUCAGACAGGUCUGUCUACUGUGGUUAAUCCCACCAAGGAAUGGAAGCAAAAGUCUGGUGGGUUUUAUGAGGAUAGCUUUGACACAGAUGAGAGUGGCCACUCUACAGUUGUUGACCUGGAAGAUUAUCUCAAGGACAAACUGAAGGAACAAAGGCGGCAAUCAUGUGGGUUUACCAAAGGAGAAACCAGCAUUGCUGCAAAUGAGAGUACUCUUUCUACUUUGUUUGGUUUGGAGAAUUACCUGAAGGAAAAGAUGAAGGAGGAGAAAGGACAGCUUUGUGACCUUGAGGAAGCAAACAGCAGCAUUGAAGAGGACUGGAAGUUUACCACUGUUGAACUUUACCUGGAUUAAACUUUACUGAUACAAGAGCUUGUUUGUUUUAACCUAAUAACUGUAUUUAACCUUUUUUUCCUUUUAUACUUUUGUAUUUCAAGAUUUACUACACCAGCACUAUUUAAAUCUACAAAGCUGCAAAAAAUGUUACUCUGUGUUUCUUUAAGACAAAUAAAUGAGUGGCACCAUUGAAUAGCCCUUACAAAUGUUUUUUUUGUAUUUUUUUAUCUUUUUUAUUUCUAAUAUACCUCUUUGCCACCAUAUUUAACCCUUUCAUCCCCAGAUUUUGUUGGUAAUUUCCUGUUCUGUCUGCCAUACAAUUCUUACAAUAUUAGUUGGGAGAAUUUG
Molecule: messenger RNA, 975 nt
Organism: Pocillopora damicornis (cauliflower coral)
Lineage: Eukaryota; Metazoa; Cnidaria; Anthozoa; Scleractinia; Pocilloporidae
Biological process (GO): signal transduction
Cellular component (GO): plasma membrane
Molecular function (GO): signaling receptor activity; protein binding
Source: RefSeq, a predicted model, not a curated record